Frankliniella occidentalis (western flower thrips) is the source of this 1686-nucleotide messenger RNA. Its product is annotated as zinc finger RNA-binding protein-like. The coding region runs from base 16 to 1539 and encodes 507 amino acids. The record is from RefSeq and is a predicted model, not a curated record. The transcript is spliced from 2 exons. NCBI's taxonomy places the organism in Eukaryota, Metazoa, Arthropoda, Insecta, Thysanoptera, Thripidae.
GCCGUCGCCGUCUCGAUGCUUAUCGGCCCCCUGUUGUCUGUGCAGGUCCUCUGCCUGGCCGCCGUGGCGCUCGCCCGGCCCCAGGAGUACGCCCAGCAGUACUCCGGCGCCAGCAGCUCCGGCGCCGUGACCACCGUCACCGAGCGCACCUUCACCAUCCGUGGUGAGGCCGACAACAACAACAAGCAGUACGACAACCAGUACGCCAGCGGCGUGUCCUCCUACUCUGCCGGCGCCAGCGGCGUCUCCCAGCCCGGCUACUCCUUCGAGACCGUCGCCACCGCCCAGCCCGCCCAGCAGGAGUCUUACGCCCAGAACUACCAGCAGUCCUACCAGUCUGCUCCCGCCUACCAGCAGUCCUACCAGCAGUCCUACCAGGCUGCUCCCGCCUACCAGCAGUCCUACCAGCAGACCUACCAGGCUGCCCCCGCCUACCAGCAGUCCUACCAGCAGACCUACCAGGCUGCCCCCGCUGUUGCCUACCAGGCUGCUUACCAGGCUGCCCCCGCUGUCGCCUACCAGGCCGCCCCUGCUGUUGCCUACCAGGCUGCUCCCGCUAUCGCCUACCAGGCUGCCCCCGCUGUUGCCUACCAGGCCGCCCCCGUCGCCUUCACCGCCGUGACCGCCGCCCCUGCUGUCUCUUACCAGGCCGCCCCCGUCGCCUACCAGCAGAACAACUACGCUUCCAGCGUUGGUGUCCGCUCCCAGGAGAGCUACGACUCCAGCCUUCAGCAGUCCCAGGUCUCUGGCGCUGAAGAGAAGAUCUACAAGCACGUCUACGCCUUCGCUGCCCCCGAGGAGCCCGCUGUCCGCGCCUCCGUCCGCGUCCAGGCCCCCGUCAACAAGAAGAAGCACUACAAGCUCGUCUUCAUCAAGGCCCCCCAGCAGCAGACCGUUGUCGACUCCGACAUCACCCUCCCCGCCCAGGAGGAGGAGAAGACCCUCAUCUACGUUCUGUCCAAGAACCAGAAGCAGGUGCAGCCCGAGAUCCGCAUCAAGCAGGCCCAGUCCUCCAAGCACGCCAAGCCCGAGGUCUUCUUCCUGAAGUACAAGAACGAGCAGGAAGCUCAGGCUAUCGCUUCCGGCGCCAUCAGCGGCCAGAGCGCCGACGUGCCCGCCCAGGGAGAGAUCAUCUCCGACGGCUCCGUCUCCAUCCUCGGCAAGAGCUCUGGCGCCUCCUCUUUCGGUGGCUCUUCCUUCGGUAGCUCCAGCUCCUCCUUCGGUAGCUCCAGCUCUUCCUUCGCCGCCCCCUCCUUCGGCGCCUCCAACUUCGGCAGCUCCUCCCUCGGCAGCUCCGUCGUCGCCAGCCCCUCUUCUUACGCCGCCCCCUCCUUCGGCAGCUCUGCCUUCAAGUCCAACGCCGGCACCUCUGGCUCCACUGGCUUCUCUUUCGGCUCCCAGAUCAACUCUGGCUCCUUCGACGGUGCUAACUACGGCACCCGCUCCAGCUUCUCUAGCUACAACCAGGAGCCCGCCAGCGUCGCCAUCAAGGUGACCCAGGAGCCCGUCAGCGCCACCGCUUCCUCCCUCUCUCUUUAGGUUUUUAAAUUUUAUAAUGUAUUUCUCACUAGUGCCAUGACAAUUACCAAAUUUUUGUGAUACACAAACCUAGACAAAACGAAUUGAAUUACCGUGGGAAUGUGUAACCGUACAACAAACAAUAAAAAUAGCUAGCAAUUUUUCAUA